CGUCUCUCAUAUAUUGUCCUUUAUUUCUUCUUUUUGAGUCCUAUACUGCCAUUCUACACCCGCCUUCAGCUGGGUCAGCAAAGAUGAUGAUAGUGAACGUCUUAACACUCACACAUUCUCAAACGCGGUCUCAAGCGGGAACCUACAAAAAUGCCCUCGCGCACGCGAUUGCGAAUCGAUCACGUCCGGAAGUCUAUUCUUGAUCCUAGAAGCCUAGGUCCAUGCCUUCAGCUGGACCAAUUAAGAAAAUACGCCCAUACCUAUUAGACAACACGUCUCAUGGCGACAUGACCGGGAACCCUAUCGAUAUAAACGAUCCCACUCUCUGCCAGAAUUCUAACCGCGCACCGAAAAUUUAAUAUCAGACUCACGGUUCACGCGACCAUUCAAGAACACACGUUACAAAAUCACGUCAGCGCACAAACGUUAGAGCCCCUCGCAAUUGUCCAAGCAACUUACGCCCACGAACUCGCAAACAUGAUUACACCCCGGUGAUAAGGUGAAAAUCUCAGCACUCAUAAACUUAGCAACACGAUCUCAAGCGUCAACCUACAAACUCCCGCGCUCGCGCCGUCAUGAAUCGGGAUCGUCCGGAAGACUCUAUCCUCGGUACCAGCAAUCUAGGUCCUUGUUAAUUAAUAAAAAAAAUAAUAAAAUUGAAAAAUAACUCCCAUAUCCACUAGACAAAACGUUCCAUGGCGACAUGACCGGAAACUCUAGUGAUAUGGGGUAACUCUCUCCCUGUCAGAAUGUGAUCCGUACACCGAAAGCUAAAGAUCAGAAUGACGGUCCGCGAAUAUAUGAAUGGCCGCAGGGUUUCAAAAUCGAAUUUAUACACGCGAAGUCACAUACACGCGAGCACACGCGACAAACACGUCAACAUACGAACGCUUUAGCCCUUCGCGAUCAUCUACGCACACCUAUGCCCGCGAUCGCGUAAACUUGAUAACACUCCGGCAAUUGUGUGAACGUUUUAGUACUUACAAAGUUACAAACGCGGUCUCAAACGCGAACCCGCAAACGCGCGCGAUCAUGAAUCGGUCACGUCCGGAAAACUGUAGCCUUCAUUCUAGCAAUUUAGGUCCAUACAUUCAGUUGGACCAAUCCAAAAAAAAUAAAGCUCAUAUCCACUAGACCACGCGUUCUACGGCGACAUGAAUGGGAAUUCUAAUGAUAUGUAAGAACCCACUUUCUUCUGGAAUCUGAACCGUACACAAAAAAUUAAGUAUCAGAUUCACGGUCCGCGCGCGAUCAUUCUAGAACACACGCGAAUACGCGAAAGGCACACGGUUAUGAAAUAGAAUUUAUACACGCGAAGUUCAUACACGUUAGCACACGCGACAUACAAACGCGAUCGAGCACGUUAACAUACAAAUGUUCGAGCCCUUCGCGAUGAUACACGCGAUCGCGAGUCCCUACGCCCGCACAUGCCUGAACCGUACAAUGAAUAUCACAUUCAGAAUCACGGCCCGCUACAAUUGGCCUAUUGCAGUGUUUUAUUGGGCGACAUUGCCUGUCUCGUCUGCAAAUUGUAGUAUGUGAUUCUGACGGGGAGCCCUUCCGAGAACCUAGCUCUACAGCUCCAGUAGGACAACUCUCGAAAAAGAAAAAAAAAUAAAGAAAUAUAUUCUGAUCUCAAUAAAUAAUAUUUAAAUUUCAAUAUAAAAGCAAAUGAUAAUUAAUCGUUAGCUAAAUAGUGGUAUAAAUAUGGCCAAUGUCAUCAUUCAUGCAGUCCAACAACAGCAUGCAGUACCAAACACCGUGUAUCAUGCCCUUUAUGCACAUUAUUAUUUGGGAAUGAGCAAAAAAGAUAUUGCUACAAUUUACGGCAAGAGCUUGUUCACAAUUUAUUCGUGGUUAAGAAAGUUCGAAAAUGAAGGUGUCUACCAACGGAAAAAGCGGAUCCAAAUCUACAAGAAGUUCAACGCGGAAAUGAGAUUAUGGUUAGUGCAAUUGUACCAGGAGCAUCCUUUGCUAUUGUUGGACGAAGCUAAGGAGAAGUUUCAAAAGCACUUUCAAAUAAGCAUAAUUGUUUCCUCGGUUUGUUUCAUUCUGCAUGAAGCUGGACUUCUGGCUAUUCCGUGGGACAUUUAUAAUUUGGUGUUCUUGGACGAAGUGAGUUUUGACAACAGGGAUAUGUUACGCCGUAAGGGAUAUGGUGUUGUGGGGCAAAAAGUUAUUUACAGUGGUGAAUUUUGCCGCAGACCACGUUUAUCUUUCUUGUGUUUCUUUGGAUCAGACGGAAUUUUGGAUAGUUUUUGGACGGAUGGAACGUUUAACCGCACUAAAUUUUUUGACUGCGCUCGCGAGUUCGCACUACGAAAUCCGAAAGUCUAUCAAUAUCCACGAUUGCAUUCAGUUUGGAUAAUGGAUGGUGCAAGAAUUCACUGCGAUGCUAACAUUAUUAGAUAUCUGCGAUCAAUAGGCAUACUACCAAUAUUCCUUCCGGCUUACUGUCCCUUUUUCAAUCCCAUAGAAAUAGUUUUCGGUCUUAUCAAAAAACGCAUGCAACGAACACGACAAGAGAAUACACCAAUUAUGAGUGACGUAUGCGAAACUAUAAGCUAUUUUAAUAAAUAAUCCUAUAAAAGCCUGUUCGCUCAUUGCGGUUACUAUUACGGGGGAAAUUUCUACCCAGAAAAAGGACUACAGACACAUUGCAGCGUUAGGGGACAACGUUUGCACGCAUUAAGCAACUGUUAACAGCUUGUCGUUUGAAAAAUCCUACGAUGUACGCUCAAAACACUUAAUUGAAUACUUUAAAAGUCCUAACACAACGUUAAUGUUAUGGGUUCGAUAUUUUUCAGGUUGUCAUUUCAUUCUGAGAGGUGAAAAUGUCGCGUUAGGGGACAACAGGGCAAAAUAUUGAUUUUCCAACCUACACUUGUAUUAAUCAAAAAACCUGCUCUAUCUCAAACUUUAGAGCAUCCAUUUGUUCUACGGAAUUUGAUCAUCGAUAGUCACAGAACAAUACAGUAUACUUAGAUUUUCGUGCUUUCAUGAAAUUUUUUUCACGACCGUUGUAAACGCUGCGUUAGAGGACACCAAAAUGAACACAAACGGUCGCAUAUGAAGUGUUGUCCCCUAACGCGACCGAAGUGUUUAUUGAAGCUCAAACAGAGCGAAGUAUAUUGCCUCUAGACAUGUAGAUAACUCAAAACAAAGAUUUAAAAUGCCAAACUAGAUGUAUUUCUAGUUUCACCUUCAUGUGUAUUUUACAAAUGAUAUUUAGAAAUCAAAUUAAUAUGGAUUGAGAACAGGCCACACCGCAUACCAUAGUGUGGCCCGGUAUAGAAGAGAUUGUAGACCACAAUCGCCACUUUCUAAUGGUUCGAAAAAGGUGGCUUCAAGUAGUUUUGGAUAGUUGAAUACAUUAUUGACAUCGGAAAAUAUAUUAAAUAAAAUUAACUGUUUAUUAGGGUGACUCAACAAUUUGUUAUUUUGUUGACCAAAUAAGUUUUUUCAGGCAAUUUUAAUGCGCUGACUUUGUUUUUUGACAUUAUAAAAUCUUGAAAAUAAAAUUGACUGUUGAUUAGGGCAGAUCAAAAAACCUCAUUAGGCUGGUUCAAUAUUUAUUUUCUUGUUGCGUUAAAAAUAAACAAAUGUGACACUGAAGCAACUCAGCAAAGAUAAGACUGUCAAACGAUUAUACUCAGUCAAGCAGUUAUGAUAUUUACAUAAUGUAUAUAAUGUCGCGAAAAACCAGUAAUACGGUUGAAGUAAAGAUUUCGAAAUAGAAUCCCUUCCAGUUCAACCUCUGGCGUUUGUUCAACCGUUUCUAUUCAUAGAUCUGCAAGAAGACACUUAAUAGUUAUGAUUGCGGAAAUUAAUCAAAAUGCAGCCGCUUUACGCGAUUUUUGGAAAAGAAGGGAAAGACGCAGCUUUUGGAAAAUUUAGAUAAAUUUUAGUACAAAAAAAAUUGUUAAAAAUCUGCACACAAUUGCGGUAUUAUGGGUCAGCUGGCCGGCUUGUCACUGAAUUAUCUAAAUGAUAAAAAACUGGAGAAUUUCGUGAAAUUGUAUCUUUUAUUUGCGAAUUCUGAGAAAUACGUAUCCUCGAUAAAAUUUUGACUUUAACGUGCUAUAAAAACAUUAAAAAGCUGGGUUAAACUACGAUGUUUGGUUCAUGUAGAAGAUCAACAAUCAAUUUCGAAAAAACAAACCGUGGUUUGUUCCAAGUGGCCAAUAAUUAUAAAC
This is a messenger RNA of Topomyia yanbarensis, 4196 nucleotides long. RefSeq lists its product as uncharacterized. Gene Ontology annotation, molecular function: nucleic acid binding. The record is from RefSeq and is a predicted model, not a curated record. The transcript has a single exon. NCBI's taxonomy places the organism in Eukaryota, Metazoa, Arthropoda, Insecta, Diptera, Culicidae. Bases 1708 to 2580 code for a protein of 290 amino acids.